AUGGCUUCUCAUGAACGUUGUUCUCACGUUUUUUUUUGUAUUCUUAAUCCGCUAAUCAAAAACGGAAUGCUUGCAAAUGCGGAUCAUAGAAAGCUAAUCGAGCAGUAUCUGCUCAAUGGAACAAAAUGUGGAUUGUUUGACCCACGAAAACUUGUUCUUUUGUUUUCCCAAACUGAUAUCGAGCCGACGGUUUCUUCUCUUUCAAAUACGGCAAACAUGCAGAUUGUUGAGCUUCCACAGAAAGAAAGACUCCAAUUGGUUCGGAAGCACCGAGCACGAUCACUGUCUAUUGCUGGAAAAUUCAUCAAACAUGAGAAUAAAGAAAUCUGUCCAAUGAUUUCGGUGAUUUCGAAGACGGCAUCAUCUUUGGUUGAAAAUCAUUUCGGUUCAGUCAAAAGCAAAACUUGUUUUGUACGCAAAAUCAACUCUGUCGAUCAAAUGACAGAUUGUUCCGGAGAUAAGGUGCAAAAGUGUUACAAAGUUUUGGUUUCGUUUUCUGAAGAAUCAAGUUCAAAGCUAUCAGUAGUGGAUGUCGAGAAUGUGGGAUAUGAGGAGUUGUUCGAUGAGCUACGAAACAUCUGUGAUUCGUCCCCCAAGAUCAGAUUCGAAUGUGGAGUGGGCGAUUUCGAGAGUGCAGACUUAGGGAAAAUUGAACGAAUCAUUGAAACAGUUGUGAAGUCCAAGUUGAUUGCAAAAGGUUCUACGAUCAGUCGAAUUUUUUAUAAUCAUGAAGGUGAUUUGAGACAAAGAGAUUUGGAGGUGUGGUUUGCUCAAUGUCAGAACUUCACCAUCAAACAUCACCAUCAAACACAACAAAUGAUGAUUACGCAACUUGACAAAGAAGGAAACGUUUUGAGGCAGAAGGAGGACAAUAGUUGGCAUCAACUGCGCGUUGAAAAAUCUCCAGUCAAAGCCACCAUAAUUUUAUCAGCUGUCUCCAUGGAUGGUGUUGAUAUUGAAUAUGUCUUGGACAUGAGUUCCUUUCGGCUUAUCAAACUGGAAACAAAUAAUAAAGUAAAUGUUGACGAUAUCAUUCAGUUUGCCGUGCCGUUCAUGAUGACAUGGGUCAACUCUGAGGACUUGGAGAUUAAGUUGGAUGUAGUGAGAAGACCAAGUGUGGACUUCAACGCGGAGCGAGAGGAUAAGUCGAGAUCAGCUCACGAAGCCAUGUCAUCUACAAACACCAGUCCGCUUUCACCAAAAGACGCUCAUACGCUUCCACUCAAUGCCGGUGUGACCGAUGCCGAUGCUCCACAGAACACGUUUGGAUGA
Caenorhabditis briggsae is the source of this 1272-nucleotide messenger RNA. Lineage: Eukaryota; Metazoa; Nematoda; Chromadorea; Rhabditida; Rhabditidae. The transcript is spliced from 8 exons. The record is from RefSeq and is a predicted model, not a curated record. Bases 1 to 1272 code for a protein of 423 amino acids.